AUUACUAAUAGCUAAAAUCACAACUUAUUUUAGAGACUUUUAUUUUAUUCGUGCCGUUACUCCAGGAAGCCGGAAGUUGUUCUUGUGGCGCGUUACUCUGAACAGAUAGUGGGCCGGUAAAUUAAAUACAGUUAUUCCAGUUAAAGCGGGAUGUCCCUGAACUCCAUCCAGCCCCAGCUGUCCUCUCUGAGGACAUGUCAGACGGACAUCAGCACAGGGAUGGACAUCGUGUCUGAAGUCGCCCUGGACCUGAUCGAAGCUCAAGCUACUGAUGACGGUCCUGGUCUGAAGAAACUGGAGCAGAUGAUGUUGGAAUGUGCCAAACUGGAUCAAGAGAUCAACUGCUACGUGGAAUCUGUUGAGCAAAUGAUCGCCCAGGUGAGACAUGAGCCUCCACACGCCAUGUUCAAGCUGAAAGACUCGGUAAAGGAGCGAUUCGCUGAACUCACAGCUGCAGUGUCGGAUGCUGAGAUCGAAAGCCACUGUAAAGUGGUAGCCUUCAGGGACAGCAUCAGGAAAUCUCUGCAACAAGCAAAUCAGAAGGCAGUUGGCAGUGUGGAGGAGGAGCUGGAUGAAGACAUUGCUGUGACACAGAGCCAACCGAACUUCACAUGCCCUGUUUCCCAGGUUGAAAUGGUCAAUCCAGUGAAAAAUAAGAAGUGCCAGCAUUACUACGAUCAAGAAGCCAUUUUGUCCCUUAUUACGACGAAGCAAAACAAUAAGAAGAAAUGCCGAUGUCCUGUGGUUGGCUGCGGGAACACAGACAUCAAGCCUACGGAUUUGGAACUAGACCUGGUGAUGAGGAGAAUGAUACAAACCCAUAAGAGGCAGGGUGGCAAGAGCUGAGAUCAUCUCUCUCUCUCUCUCUCUCUCUCUCUCUCUCUCUCUCUCUCUAUAUAUACACAUUUGAUACUUCACUCAUUGAGCAAAUGCUUAAAAUGUAAAUCAAUUUGGUUAUAGUACAUUUGUAUAUUUUUUUGUUAGCAUUUAUAAUAAAUAAAAUAUUAAACACGUA
Silurus meridionalis is the source of this 1015-nucleotide messenger RNA. It is a transcript of the gene nsmce2, whose product is annotated as NSE2 (MMS21) homolog, SMC5-SMC6 complex SUMO ligase. Bases 151 to 846 code for a protein of 231 amino acids. The record is from RefSeq and is a predicted model, not a curated record. Lineage: Eukaryota; Metazoa; Chordata; Actinopteri; Siluriformes; Siluridae. Gene Ontology annotation, molecular function: SUMO ligase activity; zinc ion binding. Gene Ontology annotation, cellular component: nucleus; Smc5-Smc6 complex. Gene Ontology annotation, biological process: protein sumoylation; double-strand break repair via homologous recombination. The transcript is spliced from 7 exons.